Messenger RNA from Tachysurus fulvidraco (yellow catfish), 1233 nucleotides. It is a transcript of the gene hmgb2b, whose product is annotated as high mobility group box 2b. Gene Ontology annotation, molecular function: DNA binding, bending. Gene Ontology annotation, biological process: regulation of transcription by RNA polymerase II. The transcript has 6 exons. Bases 319 to 966 code for a protein of 215 amino acids. NCBI's taxonomy places the organism in Eukaryota, Metazoa, Chordata, Actinopteri, Siluriformes, Bagridae. The record is from RefSeq and is a predicted model, not a curated record.
AGCUGAGUAAGUGGGCGGGGCUUGUUCACUAGCGUAUCUACGCAGAAGAACAUAAACAGUAGUGGAGUGGAGUGAGAGACCGCAGCAGAGAAAAGAACAGUGUUAUUUUACCUCAGCCAUUUCCCGACAAAUCUGGUCUACUGACCUCUGAUUGGUCUGCAUGAUCCCGCCUACUGUGAUGUGAUUGGCUAGAACGUCGUACUCGUGAUAAAUUGGCCAAUCCUGGCGCAGAAAGGUGGGAUUCGUCUGGACUCAGUGGGAAAGAUGUGAUGGUGUAGGAUUAAGCGGGAAAGAAAAUGGAGGCGCCAUUGUUCUGCCAUGGUGAAAGAUGUGAAUAAACCGAAAGGUCGGACUUCAUCCUACGCAUUCUUCGUUCUGUCAUGUCGUGAGGAACACAAGAAGAAGAGCCCAGGAACCACAGUGAACUUCGCCAAGUUCUCCAAGACCUGCUCUGAGCGAUGGAAGACUCUAGCUGCUACUGAGAAGAAGAAGUUUGAAGACCAGGCGAAGGCCGAUAAAGACCGAUACGAUCGGGAGAUGAUGAAUUACGUUCCCCCCAAAGGCAUGGGAAGGCAGAAGAAGAAGAAGGACCCCAAUGCUCCCAAACGUCCCCCGUCGGCGUUCUUCGUCUUUUGCUCAGAGCACAGGCCGACCGUGAAGGGCGAGUACCCCGGCCUGACUAUCGGUGAUCUCGCCAAGAAGCUGGCUGCCAUGUGGGCCAAACAGAGUCCCAAAGACCGCACGCCCUACGAACAGAAGGCAGCCGCUCUGCGCCAGAAAUACGAGAAGGACAUUGCUGAGUAUCGUGCAAAGGGUGGUGCCGGGGGCGGAGCUCCCAAACGGGGACCAGGCCGACCUGCAGGCUCCACGAAGAAAGCUAUGGUCAAGGCUGAUGAUGAAGACGAUGAAGAUGAGGAUGAAGAUGACGACGAAGACGAGGAGGAGGAUGAUGAGGAUGACGAGUAGUGUUUGUGUGUAUGCAACAGCUGCUAUGUCUAUGCAGGCUCACUUCACUGGGGGUUGGGUGUUUUAGUGUGUGUGUGUGUGUGUGUGUGUGUGUGUGUGUGUGUGUGUGUGUGUGUGUGUGUGUGUGUGUGUGAUGGUGUGUUAGCGUUAGAGAGACCAGCCUAAGCAAUAAGUCACAGAGAUUGUGAUGUGUUUAUUUUUGUAUGGGUUUGUGUUUCAGCCGUGUGUAGAGUACAGUUUUAUAAUAAACUCACACUCUUAUCUACA